UCCGGGAUACGAUACAAUCGUUAGCUAGCUGCCAACGGUCUGCGGCGGUUUGUUCUUUGUAGCUGUUUCUGUGACAGUGGCUGGUCAGAGAACGGCAGUUUGUCGGCGUAUAACGGCCUUAUGUGUAUAAGACGUUAACGUGAGUCUACCGUUCGCCUCUCCCGCCAUUAAAAUGAAGAAAAAGAGCUCAGCCAAAAAACGCCAUGUGGUGGCAUGGGUCAACAAAGCUGAGUGGGAUCAGGUUCUGGAGUACCUUUACUCGAACGACCCCGCCUUACAGAGGUACGCACUGCAGAGGGUAUCAGCGUGGAAAGGCCGGUAUGCCAGCAGCACCCCGGUGGCGGUGGAGUGCACGGCGGACCUGGUGAGGUGCCAGGUGCUGGACAGGUCCGGGCAGCUGGACGGGGAUGAUCUGGUUCUGCUUUACGGAGCGGCUCUGGUGAGGUUCGUCAAUCUGAUCACCGAGAGACAGCAGGGGAGGACAGCCCGGCCGCUCCGGAGGCUGGCUGGGAACCUGAACAUCCCAGAGUGGGUUGUGGACCUGAGGCAUGAUUUCACACACCGGAAGCUGCCUACCUUGAAAUGGUGUCGAAAAGGAUGCAAGGUGGUUCUGGAGUGGCUCCAGCAGGAGUACUGGUCCAGGCAGUUGGGGGGAGCGCCUAACGAGGACUGGGAAUCCCAGUCCGAUGGGGAGGAUGAAGAGGUUGACCUAAAACGACAAGAGGAUGAGCUCAUUGCGAGGCAGAAAGGAAUGGAAGCCUAUAAGAGUGCACGGGAGCUUCUGAUAUCCUUUGAGAAGGAGCAGUACCAGGCUUUUGACGGGCUUCUUGAAGAAAAAGACAGGAGCCCAUGGCCGGCCCCCUUUGCAGACAUGAGCUGGUUACUUGAGGAGAUCAAACAGUUUGCGUUGGAGUCGAGUGAACUGCUGAUUGAUGUGUUGUUGGAAGAUGGAUUUCUGGUUCCUACUGUUGAGCAACUGGAAACAUUAGGCUGUGACACUUAUGACAACACCAGUUCCACUAAAACCAGACUCCCUCAGACCUUCCUGCGUUUUUGGCUGCCCCUCCUGAAGAUGCUCAACUCACCGUCCUUCAUUCACCUCCUCCUGGAGAAGCUGUUUGUUGAGCUGAAGCAGCUUACCACAGAGCCCAAUAAUCAACGGGCGUUCUACAUUUCUGCCUGGAUUUCAGAAGUCCUCUACUGUAACAGCAACAAAUUUGAGUUCCAUUUUGAAACAAAGGGGCAGAAGAAGGCCAGGAUGAAGGACAGGAUUUUUGUGAACCGCAUCCAGCUGAGGUGGCAGCAGCUGCUUGCAGCAUGCCUGGAUGCUCCCUGCGCCAGCACGCCUCACUUGCUCCAGUUAAUCCUGGAUGACAUGGAGCACCCUCUUCCUCUAGAGACCCGGCAGAGGCUGCUCCAGCUCUGCUCCAUCUACACACAGACUGCGCGUGCAGAAUUUGACACUUCUCCGCGGCAGAAACCGCAGCCCAUAUACACACUGGAGAGUUUGCACGAGAAGCUACAGCAUUCACGGCGCCACAGCCAUCCCUGGCGUUCCACUGCUGACCCGGAAAGGAGCGAGUCCUCCCAGGAGUACAAUGGGGCAGAUGCUGAGGCUGAAAAGGCAAAGUUGCUCAAAGGUUCUCCGUGGCAGGUGUGCGUUGAUAAGGUUUUGUGGAAGAACUAUCCUCUUGGUAAAGUCCCUGGACAGUCAGAUGACCCUUCAUGCCUCAUGGUGGAAAACUACUCAACAAUGACUGUGUUUGACCAGCCGGUGGAGAUGGAAAACAACACAUCACGCAACAUCCCAGGAGCGUCUGCAGCAGUGAGGACAGCGGAUGGCCUUUUGUGGAACCACAGUGAUAUUAACAGGCUGAAAUCUGGACUGCAACUAUUUUGAGUUAUAAGUUAUAGUGCUGUAAAAUAUAAGCCUUAAGCUGCUGGCACAUUAUUAGACUGGUGCUCUCUGUUGUUGUGACACUUGGAAAGAAGAAAAAGUGUAAACUAAAUUUGUUGCACGAUAAAACAAAAGCAGUGGAUUAAUCAAUAAAAAAAAUGGUGUCAAAUUUCCCAGAGCCAAAAGUGAUGUCUUUUUAUUCAACCAACAAGUUUUCACAUGUUUCUGUCAUUUUCUAGACAAAACAAUAAAAAAAAAUUGUCAGCUGAUUCACUGAUAUUGAAAAUAACUUUAUUGUUGCUAAUGUAAAAGCCUUCAUGUGCUCCGUCUACAAUAUUUUUAAUAUGUGGCUAAGACAAAAGUGGAGCUAGUACAGACAUUUAACACAUAAAACAAACUGAGGAAAGAAUGAGAGAAUUGGGUAUAGUUCAUUCAAUAUGAUUGUUUUUUUUCUUCUUACACCUGUCAAGCAAAUGGUUUUGGAGAAGAUGCAUUUCAGUUAAAAUCCCUGGCAAAAAGAAUUUCUCCAUUGGGGAUUAAUAAAAAUAAAUCUUCAAAGGGGAUAUUGUUAGCACAAGGUGGUUUUGUGUAAUACAUCUUUUGCGCUUUUACGUUCAAUAAAACUUGUUUCUACUAAA
Dicentrarchus labrax (European seabass) is the source of this 2535-nucleotide messenger RNA. It is a transcript of the gene las1l, whose product is annotated as LAS1 like ribosome biogenesis factor. The transcript has a single exon. NCBI's taxonomy places the organism in Eukaryota, Metazoa, Chordata, Actinopteri, Moronidae. Gene Ontology annotation, molecular function: endonuclease activity. Gene Ontology annotation, biological process: maturation of 5.8S rRNA; maturation of LSU-rRNA. Gene Ontology annotation, cellular component: Las1 complex; preribosome, large subunit precursor. The record is from RefSeq and is a predicted model, not a curated record. Bases 173 to 1900 code for a protein of 575 amino acids.